Messenger RNA from Lasiosphaeria miniovina, 4488 nucleotides. RefSeq lists its product as uncharacterized. Lineage: Eukaryota; Fungi; Ascomycota; Sordariomycetes; Sordariales; Lasiosphaeriaceae. Bases 209 to 4108 code for a protein of 1299 amino acids. Gene Ontology annotation, molecular function: RNA binding. The transcript is spliced from 4 exons. The record is from RefSeq and is a predicted model, not a curated record.
CCGACGACCGUGUACCCUUCGGCAUUGCCCUUCGUUGCAUCUUUUCUGCACGAGCGAUCUCGGGCCUAAUUAUCAUCAAUUCUAUUCUCGAUCGUUCCUCCCGCUUCGACACUGCUUCUCUUGAACAGAGUUGGGGCUUGUCAGAGAUACGGGCAGCAUACACCACUUGCCGUUGGGCACAAUUUGUUCGAACGUCUCUCCCGCCAUUAUGGCCGACCACGCCACUGCUACUGUCGAGCCUUCAGCCGCCAGCCAGCUCCUGCAACAACACAACGCCGCGGGUCCGCACCACGUUAUCGUGGAGGAGGUUGAGGACGAAGAACUGCGCAAGCCUGUAACUUCCGCGGCGCCGUCUGAAGUCGAGGCCAAGACGUCAUGGGUAGAACCAAUGUCGGCAAAAGCAGCUGGGAAGCAGAAGGCCCAGGCGCCGUCGGGACUGGACACUCAGUCGCAUGAGCUGUUCCCGGAAUUGGGCGGGCCCAAGUCCAAGGCCAAUGCCGGCGUUGCGCCCAUCUGGAGCGUAAAGAAUAACGCAAAUGGAAAGGCUAAUGGCGCUAGCUCUGUCAACGGCACUCCGCGCAGCUCUACGCCGGCUUCUGGUAUCACGACCCCAACCGGCCCGGCACUGCAGGGGCCACCGACGCUGAACAUCCCCGGCCGAAAUAUUGAGACCCUCUUCCUCGAGCCGCAACACGUUCUGCCACGGAACCAGUUGAAGAGGCCACUUUCCGACAUUAUUAAGGACUUGAAUCGGAAGUCUCGGGCCAAUGUCAACAUGUCGACAACGGGCAAUGGCAGACUCAGGUUUGAGGCCACAGGUCCUCAAGAUGUUGCCCAGCAGGCACUAAAGGACUUGGUCUACCAAAUCGGUACCAAGCAAUCUAUCAAAGUUCCCAUCCCUCAGUCGGCGAGAGCCCACAUUAUUGGCAAGGGCGGAUCUACUAUCAAGUCCCUGCAGGAGAAAUCAGGCGCCAGGAUCCAAUUGCCCAAGGUUGAUGAGAGCCAGGGACCCGUGGAAGAUGACGAUGAUAGCAUGAUCGAUGUCAUUGUUGAAGGCAACGCUUUGUCGGCUGCCACAGCUCGUAAUGCCAUCCUGAAGAUUGCUGGCGAACGAGCUGCCAACGUUAACUCGCGGUUGAAGGAUAUCCCUGCCGAGUUUUAUCCCUUCCUUGCCGGCCCCAAAAACUCUCUUGUGCACAAGCUCGAAGAAGAUAAGGGAGUCCAGAUUCGCGUGCCUCCCCAUCAUGCCUGGUCUUCUCAGCCCCCGACUGUACCAGCCUCUGGGGAGCGUCCGGUGUUUGCGCCCUCGUCGAAUGAGAAUCCCAUCCACCUGGCGGGUGAACGCACCGCUGUUCAAGCCGCUCGUGCCGAGCUUGAGCGCAGGGCCGAGGAGCUUCGCCGACAGCUUGCUCUGGAACAGCUCUCGAUUCAACGAGGCCGACAUCAAUUCAUUAUCGGAGACAGGGGCAUUCCGGUAGAUGAAUUCUUCGAGGACACAGGUUGCACCAUUAUUCUCCCGAACGAUGAGGAUGACGACAUAGUUACUAUUAUUGGUCCCCCAAGCCAGGUUCAGGCUGGUCUCGAGAAGGCUAUGGAUCUCGCUAUGAACAUGCAGUGUUCCAACAUCGACAUUUCUCGUUUCCACCGCCAAGCUCCCGGUGGCGCCUCUGCUCACGCCCGGAAUGUCACGCGCUAUCUCCGACAGAGAAAGGAAAUUGAGCGGUUGGAGAAGCUAUAUAAUGUCCAUUUCAACACUCCAUUUUCCAACGAGGGCGCACUUCCAUGGGAGCUGUACUCGCGCGAUGGCAAGGAUGCGAUCAGGGCGCAGUCAGAAAUCAGGGGUCUGAUGGACGGCCACCCUCCUUCCCGGAUUUCUACCGUCCCUGUCGACCCGUUUUUCCAUCAGCACCUACGGAGCGAAGUUAUUCCUCGCGUGAGACAGGACUACAGGGUUCAACUGGUCAUGCCGGAGGCUUCGGACAUCGACGCUCCCGUCCUCUUGGUAUACGAAGGGCCUUCCAGCCCGGACUCUUACGAAAUCCCGCGAGCUCAACCCAGCCAAGCUGAUGUCGGCGAAAUGCAGAAAUACCUAGAAGAAGCCCAGAGGCACAUUCAAGACCUACUUAGUCAGCAGGAAUCGCUGACUGAGGCGUCCAUCGAUGUGCCCCAGAAGUUUCACGACAAGCUCCGGAAGUUCAUCAAGAAGGAGCAGGAGAACCGGGCGGCAAACCAAAUUCCUGUCCGUGUGUCCAAUCGUGGCACAACAGUGAAUUUCCGUGGCCCCAGCUCCGCUGUUCAAUCUCUGGCUGAGAAAUGCGUAGCUUUUCUCGAGCAAGAGAAGGAGGAUGAGAAGGAGCGUGGCUUUACCCUCGAGUUCGAGUUUCCCCAGAAGUUCGCCAAUCAUCUCAUUGGCAAGGGCGGGAGCAACAUUCGCGAGCUCAGGGACAAGUUCGACGUUGAUAUUCAAGUCAAUGAUGGCAAGGUCGAGCUAAAGGGCCCCAAGGCUAAGGCCGAAGCAGCCAAGACCCACAUUCUUGCUCUUGGCCGCCAGCUGCAAGACGAGGUCACCCAUAUCCUCAAGAUUGACCCCAAGUUCCAUCGGGAGCUAAUUGGUGCUCAAGGCGCCCAGAUCAACAGGCUGCAGACGCGAUACAAGGUUCUGAUCUUCUUCCCCCGCACGGCGAAGAGCGGCAAGGAUGAUGAGUCCGUUGCAGAGGGCUCCAGUGAUCCUGGUAAGCCCCGUCGUCAGCAAGCUCCUGACGAGGUUAUUGUCCGGGGACCCAAGCGAGGUGCCGACGAAGCUCGGGAUGAGCUCCUGUCGCUUUUGCAGUACCUGAAGGACACGUCAUUUACGGCCACCGUUUCGGUCCAGCAAAAGCAGCUGCCGUCCCUGAUUGGAUCUGGAGGUGCUGUUAUGGAUCAGUUUCGCCAGGCUACUGGCGCCAAGAUUGAUAUCCCCAGUGCGAGAGACACCGUAGAUGGCUUGGUGGAUAUCUUAAUCAAGGGCACCAAGGCACAAGUUGCCGCCGCUAAGAAGGCUAUCGAGGAGAAGAAGGCAAUCUUCGAUGACACUGUAGUCAAGACUAUCGACGUUGACCGGAAGUAUCACAAGACGCUUAUUGGCGCUGGUGGUUCAAAUCUCCGCGACAUUGUGGUCAAGGCAGGCGGGUCUGACGACAGACGGGAGCUUGCACGCACCAUCCAGUUCCCUAAGCAGGACACAGACGGCAAUACCAUCAAGGUCGAAGGCCGGAGCGAUGUCGUGGAUAAGAUCGUUGCACACAUUCAAGCUUUCGUAUCCCAGCGCGAAAGCCAGGUAGCCGAAGUCCUUGAGGUGGCUCCUGAGAAGCAUAGGUCCCUAAUUGGCCGCGGAGGCGAUAUCAAGCGGAGCCUCGAAUCACAGUUCAAGGUCUCGAUCGAUGUUCCCCGGCAAGGCAGCGGCCAUACGGGCGUCAAGAUCACUGGCCAAUCCGGAGAUGUUGAAAAGGCCAAGACUCAUAUCCAGUCUCUGGUCAAGGAGCAACAAGGCGAGACGGUCCAGGUUCCCCGCGCCAUGCACCAUACCGUUGCCAACAACGGCCAGUUCUUCCGGAAACUGAAGAGCGAUUGCCAGGUCACUGUCGACCAUGCCGGACACUCUAUCCCGCCUAAACUUGCGGCGCCAUCUAAUGCUCGUGUCAACGGCGGCGCGCUUCCGCUGAUCACAGAUGAUACCGAUGCGGCUACAGAUGUUCACUCUUGGAACGUUUUGGAGAGCACGUCGGCCGAGGAGGGUGAGAUUCCGUGGGUUCUGCGUGGCUCGCCGGAGAACAUUGAGAAGGCAAAGAAGGCUAUCGACGCCGCUCUUGAGCAGUCAAUGAACCAGACUGCUACUGGCUAUUUGAUCUUACCUGACCCCAAGACGUACCGCUACGUCAUCGGCCAGGGCGGCAGCAAGGUCAACUCGAUCCGGAAGCAAAGCGGGACCAAGAUCACUGUCCCCCGUGACCAAAACAAGGGCGAGGCAAUCGAAGUAAUCGGUACCAAGGAGGGUGUUGAGAAGGCCAAGGAUCUUAUCUUGGCUGCGGUUCGGGAGGGCAUCAACAGCAGCAGAGCGCUGCGAGACUAAAUGGCUUCUUUUUUUGUGGUUGCCUGUUAUAGUUGCCAUGUUCUGUAGCUUGGGGGUCAGCACAGGUAAAAGAUUAGUCGCGCAAAUUUAGUCCGGUAAUUGCUUGAGAGCCAGGUUGGAGGAUACGGGGAAUUUAUUUGUCUAUAGCGACGCGUGCCCGCAGGAGACAGAAGAAAAAGGGGGGAAAGGGUGAAAUCCUAGCCAUGUUCAGCAAGAUUCUUUCUCUUUUGUUGCUACUUUAACGAGGUUUGAUGGGAGCGCGAAAAAGGCCGGGUUCCUCGGUUAUCGUAAUGGUCUAGAGAGAUUGGGGGGGGGGGAGAGGAUUUGUUGAGCGAGAUGAAAAUGGCUAAAAAUCAAAAGCGGGUUCUCGACACUGGUUC